AUUAAUUGCUUAUUUUUUUGCCCCUUACGGCGAUUUACAGCUGUAUAUUUAACACGAACAGAAAAAAACUGUCCUCUCACAGAGAGGGAUAGUUUAAAAUGUAGAGCAUUUAUCGAGAGUCCAUAUUCACUUCAAUGUUUGUAAACAAUGUAUUUUCGCGCAGUGAAAAGCAUUAUAUUUAUGAUGAGCCAUAGAUUAUUAUGAGUGUUGGCCCUUACCAAGAUCCAGUAAACUUUUGUUCGGCCUACAGAAUUUCUUUCAAAAUCAUUCCGACAUAUUUGCUCUUAUAAAGAACAAGCUCAAAGCAAUUAUUAAAAGUCGAUUUUAAGGGAGCAAAGCUAAUUAUCCUUAAGCACGCUGCGAAUUCCGUGUUCACAGAUAAAUUUUCUACUCGUAAUAGUUAGCUAGUCUGUCGAUUAUUGUAGUAAUUAAUUUACGUCCUCAUAUUGGAACGUAUGUAUGUAAGGCUGACAUUUACCUGAACGAAUGCUUAAAGCGGCUACGUACCGUUACUCUAGAAUCUUCACGCUAACGAGCACUACAAACAUGUUAAAAUAUAGGCUUGUCUAUUUCACUUGGAGACUACCUAUCUAUAGCAUUUUCCCUUCAUAUUGACACGUGGUCAGAUACAGACUAAUGUCUUACCACCGAAUGUUCUAGUGGAGCUUAUCUGACCUUAUUCCUAGUGUGUGCAAACAUCCUGAGGUGCUUAAGGGGCGACUUUGGCACAUUAUUUUAUUGUAAUUUAUAGAACUUUAGGUACAGUGAUUGCCAUAAUGGGAUGUCUGAACAAACAUUUUCAUGUCAAUCGAAUUUCAAUUGCAGCAAUACACUGGUUAAGACCUUAAGUUAUGCUCUGAGUUCGUAAGAGAGCGAGGGCUCAAGCAGACAGAUAAUGUCCACAAAAACACACGUUCUAUGCACAUUGUAGAAUUACGUCAUUGAUAUUUUAUGAACUCCAAGGCAAUACGCUGUCUUUUGCCAGAUUCUGAUAGUUUGGUCUACACGAGCUUCAACAUAAGCCACGUACUUAAGCUGGCCACAAGUUGACCUCUGAUCGGUGUCGUCCGCGUGCCAGUGCUCAUCACUCGUUCAUUUGUCCUUUGAACACAACACGCGGACCGAGUCAGCUGCAGCCAUUGAGUCUGCCGUUCUAUCCGACCCCGAUAGCUGACUCCGUAUCGACGAAUGAACAGCGGAUAUCAGUUCGUGUGGCUGUUACCGUCGCUCCUGUUGGUGUCGCUGCGAUCUGCCGGAGACUUCUUGCCUCCUCUAUUUAUGUUAUGUAGUUCGUCGUCACUAGCUGGUUCUGCCUUGCUGGAACAUGUACACCCCAGUCGAGACACGCGAGCAGCUCUUACGAGCCAUAUAUAUAUACAUCGCCACUUGUCCUUGUAUGUGCAUGCGCGACUCAAGCGAGUCCGGUAGCGAGGAAUCUCUACAGGGCUCGCUGCUAAGAGUGGUGAAAAUAAGCUACAAGCAGACAUCUAUGACUAUCGGUCAGUGGGAGCGAACUGGUUGUCGACAAGUGGACGGGGCCAGAGCAGUUGGCUUGUCUCGAAUAAACGAUCGAUUCCAUGUAGCGUCGACGCUCGCCUUCUUAGCAGCAAUACGAGUUGCACGAGGCUAACUUCCAAGAAGUUGUUCUCACUGCAGUAGCGUUUUUUGUUCCGUGUUCGGGCGAUUUCUAGUGAUCGCUCGGAAUCGCGAGCGCCGUAGCUACAGCUCCCUGGGAGUUGUUUGCUAUGUGUGGAGGGUAUGAUUAGUCGCCUAUUUGUGUCACGCACUAGACCGAACCAAUGCGCACAUCGAAAAGCCGAUACUGGCUUAAUGGUCGUUUUUAAAAUCUUCUCACCGGAUCUGUUGCUGGCAUGCCAAGAGUUCUAGUCAAGAGUUCAGUCGUUGACCGCAGGAAGUGUGUCUAAAUAAUCGGUCGCGCCCGGCCAUCUUGAGCGACUGUGGCCGUAGUACUAGUUUAUUGGCCAGCUCAUGACAGACGCAGCGCCGGCCUCCUUGCCUAGCGCAUCUGCUUGAGAGUUCUGUCUGAGAGAAUUUCUUUUUCGCUGACUGACGGCAGUGUGACGGUGAACUGAGUUGUUCAAUGGUCGAGUAAAUCUCAAGCGUUUACUGGAUUGAGCUUGUUGUUGAUUGAACCCAGUAACAAUAAUAGAAGUAUUCGGUUCAUUGCUGUCGAUAAAGACCAGCGAAGGAAGUUAGAUGUUGUCGUUCAGUAACAACAGUACUCUUGACGAUAUUUGAUAGCUGUAUCAAUGAAUAACUUUAUCAUUUAGACAUAAAGUUAAUAACUUUUAGGUAGAGAAUGUGGUGUUUUAUGUAGCGUGCGUCGAAUUUAUCACUGUUUUGCGCGUUGUGAACUUUUAUAUAUAUAACACUAAGUUAACCGAUGAUCGAGAACGGCGGAAAAUCGGAUCAAGUGAUGAACCAUCGGCUUCACAGCGAGUUUGUGCCGAUCUGCAUAGCGUCACAAUUGUCUCGUGAUGACUGCGGCUUGAGUAGUACCGCUCGAUCCCGGAUAGUUCCGCUUUCUUUUCAAAUGUAACGUGUUCAUCGGGUGCCUUGCCUUAUACGUCUGCCAUAGACAGAGAGCAAUAAAUUGAUUGUUGCGACCAUACGAAUGAUGUCACCGACGAUGAGUGGCGAUACAGGGUUGUCAGCAUUCGCUCAACGAGGUAAAAUUGCCUUAAAACCACCUAUACCCAUAAAGCCAAAGUUACUUAGAAAUACCACAAAUAAGAACACGGGAGGUUCGUUUAACCACAACGGUGCGCCGAAGCCCAACAUAGAUUCAGGUACCAUAGACAUUAAAAGUAGCACCAAAAAACCGGCUAAGCAUGAGCUAGCUGAGCCUCCGAAAGAGAGAGGAAUUAUGGAGUUGAAGACUUCAACAGAUCAAAUGAAAUGGUCACGAUUCAAAGACACCCAGGCGGAAGCUUUCACAGGCGCCAAGAACAGCAUUACCGCUAAUGAAGGGGAACACGAGGCCAAACAGAAUGAAGACGAAGAACCGACCUAUCCCUGUAUUUGUGAGUAUAUUGAAGAAAACGGCCGAUCUCAAGCUUCUAACGACGAUCAGAUACCUUCUUUGGCAGCGCUUAGACUAUUCUGGAUGAAAAAAUCGAUGGAAGGAAUCGAUCUGCUAAUGAGAUACAAAGUGGGCCGUGAUUCCGGCAAUUCGUCUGUGGCCAGCAGUUCCAGCUGCGCUUCAUCUGGGUCGAGUUGCUGCGCGCCUUCCCAGCAUCUCGAAUCGCUUCAACUUGCAUCCCAUCUACCUCCCAAUAGAACUGGUAAGCACGGGAGACCGUUUCGGCCCCCCGUCAGUCCAAGUCCGAUGCAAGAACCCUCCAAGGGCGCUUCACUGGAUUCAAACCCUAUCACAAGUCCUGCCGCGUCCUCUGACGACGACCCGGCAUUUCCUACGAAUUCCCUACCGCGCCGGCCUUUAACAGGAGCCACCAGAGUCGAUACCCUUGAGCGGAACCGCAUAGAGGCCAUAGACGAAGAACAUAAAUACGAAACGCUCGAUCACGGCGCCAGGCCAGGGUACUAUUCUGAAGACGAAGGUGUCUGCUGCACGAACAUACAUUCGCAGUUGGCAAAAAAGGCCAAAGAGUUGGUGCGACCAUACCAAAAGGGUGACCACCCCAAAGAUCGGCCUCCCAUUCCUGCCAAGCCCCCGCGGCCCAGCCUCUCCAGGUCGAACCGACUUCCUUCAACGAGCACGAUUGUCUCGGUGCAAUUUGCAGAUGAAGGAAUCAGUGAUAAAGAAUCAAACUAUAACGAAAACCUAGAUCUCCUCCAGGAAGUGAAGGCCGCCGCCCAAACAGCCGGCUACGAACCAAUCGAUACCAGCCGAGGCAUAGUUCCCCCGAUACCCGGUGUGCCUACUUCGGGCCCACUCAUGAAAAAAGACAAAGACCGUAAGGUUGUUUCUAGAUUUGAAGAUUCCAUGGAGGCAGAACGGAGAGAGUUUUGGCCAGUUCUCGCAACACAGACGUCUAUCGACCUAAAAGGUGGCAAGCCUCGAACACAGGCACCCAAUGACGCGGAGGCUAUGCCAAUUGAAGUCAAGGUCGCUUCUUCAAAAAUAAGCUAUGAGAACGUUAAAGCUGUGAAGGGUGGCCUAGUUGUAGCUCCCACCAUGCCUAAUGAAAAGAGAGGACUCAUGCAGCGUGUCAAAAGUAUCAAAAUGGAGAAUCCAUUCAAAAAGGGCGACGGCGAUGAAGAUGGUGGAGCCGAUUCUAGUGAGAAAAAGCCUGGACUUAUGGGCAAAAUGUUCAAACGAGAAAAGGAAGCUGGCGGUGAAGAAUCCGAAGACAAAAAAUCAUUUUCGGAUACGUUUAGUAAAGUUUUUCAUCGUGAAAAGAAGGCCGACGCUGAUAUUGAUCCUAACGUUUUUCAGGAGGAAAAAAUAACAUUAUCGGAUAAGCUGGGCAAGAUGUUUAACAAGGAAGCUAAAGAAUCAAAAGAUCCAUCUUCCGAAGGAGGCGAGAAGAAAUCCUCCUUUAUAUCGAAAGUAUUUAGCAAAGAAUCAAAAGAACUUAAAGUUCCUACCGGAAGCGUUGACAGCGAAAAGAAACCCACAUUAAUAAAUAAAAUGUUCUCGAAAGAAGCGAAAGAAGAAAAGGAGCUUUGUGGGAAGGAAGAAGGCGCAGAAAAGAAACCUUUGUUCCCAAAAAUGUUUACCAAGGAGUCAAAAGAAGCCAGGAGCGGUCUGGAAGGUGAAGACGAGCAUAAACAGUCAUUAAUUAGUUGGGUGUUUUCGCGUGCCGCCAAGGACGGCGAACAAUCUAAUGAAGGCGAGGAAGAUCAGGAGAAAAAAACGUUUUCCGAGAUGAUGGGUGAUUUUACGGGUAAAGUGUUUACAAAGACGAGCAAGGAAGAGGGCGAUCACGCUAAGAACCACGGCCAACAACAAGGCGAGAAAAAGACUUUCAUCGAUAAAUACUUCCCUACCGAAAAACCAAUAAUUCAGCAAGUAGUUCUCACCGAAGAAAUGGAGCCCGAUCUCAAGAAGAGACGCAUGGGCAGAAUUACGAGCUUUCAAUAUACAAAAGAAACCGAAGGAGACACAGAAUCGCCGGCUAAGAAGAUGCUCAUAGAAAAUCUGGAUAGGAUUACCACUAAAGUUAAAAAAGUCCAAGAAAUGAUGCCCAAGGCGAUAGCUAGCAAAACCGAAAGCGGCCCUAAAUCCGAAAAUGGUUCGCCUGAAAUGGACGACAACAAGGAAAGCAAAAAUACUAAACAUGAUUACGAGAUCACAACCCAAAUCGUCUUUACUAAAGACCUGCCGUCCGGGAUUCACAAGCAAACAAAAACAGAAUCGGAAAGCGGCAAUCUUCCCAAUCGCGAAGAUCUGCAUAUCACCUCCGUUAUUAUGCCUGUUCUUGCCGAGUCAACAGGGGAUAACAAGUCGGCCACUGAUAAGACUACCUUCUUUGCUAAAAUUGGCGAUAGUGAAAUUGAGGUAAAGGAAGACCACUACGGGAGAAUACAGGUGGGUGAACGAAAGGAGCCAAUUUAUGCACGCCCAUUUAAGAUGCUCAAAAGAAGUCUCCAAGAUCUCUCAAAAUCAACGCCUUCCCUGUCAGCUCGUGAAGAGUCUAUUCAGUACAUGGACGCCAGCGAAGUCGCCGAAGAAGUAAAGGAAGAACCAGUCAACCAUCAUUACGACGAACUCGGCGAGCCGGGAAAGAAACAGCUGCUCGUGAAAGAAUUUAAGGUGAGGGGCAUUCGCGGCAGCCCCAAGGUGAUUAAGAUUGAAACCCAGCUUGUCAAAGGAAAAAGUACCAGUGCCCUCAACGAGCCAGCUACGAUAACGACGAUAAAGACAGUCGAAAAACAAAAACCCCCGGUGCCACCCAGGCCCCGACCGACAACUCCUACAAUUAUCGGCAAACCAUCUUCGCCACCUACAACGCCUAUAUCUUUAGCCAUGGAGGCUACUCCUUUGGCUCGGGCUGAGUGCUCGUCAAUAGAUGGUACAAGUGUUCCGAGCACCAGAGCGACAACACCAUCGUCACUGAUUUGCGAAGGCGGGUCAGGCAAAAAAAUCCCGCCCGCACGUCCGCCCCCACCGCGCAUUGCCACGGUGACCACUAAAGUCACCCCGACGGCCAUCACAACGACGACGGUAUCAUCUGAUACAAGACCACAGACCACAACAUUUAAAAAGCCUCCAAAACCACAAAGGCCGCCACCCCCAAAAGUUUCCGUUACGAAAACUGUUACCAAAAUGCCAAUCGUUAGCGGCAGCGAUAAAUACUCUGUUUAUUGUCAAACAGAUGUUAAUCUUAGUACGGAUUUACUGGCGCGCAUCGAGCGAGUUGUAUCUUCCGGGGGCGGAGUUUAUGAAGGUGCACCGUAUAAACUUGCGCGGUCGCGAUCUGGAUCUUUCGAGAACGUCCACAGUGCAUCACCUUCAUGCCUUCCCACAUUCGCAAACAAGCCGACCAGUUCAUUGUUCCUGACCACUUUCUAUGACGAACCUGUAUGCCUUCGCAAAGGUGCAUCGUUGAACGAGAGCGACCUCUCAAAACGUAUCUCCAGUCUACAAAUCGCCGAACAGGAAGAACUGCCACCAUUAAUCCCUCCUAAGCUCGGCUCCAGUUGCUGUAGUGGCCUUGGGACUUUACAGCGGAGCCGUAUGAGCGAAACUGACGCCGACUCUGGAGAUUCGGUCUAUUACGACUGUACUAGGCCGGAUGAGUACCGAUCGGUAACGUUUGCCGCUGAGGAAGAUGUUCGAUAUUAUGAUCGAGUCACCGACGAGAGCCGAAGUAACUCUCUGUCCCAAAACACUCCGUCAUUUUCCGUGGCAACUAAUGAGGCCAAUCCGGACGACAGUUUGCCUGAAAAAUCUGACUGCUUAAUCACAAAGCAAAGCACUCUAAAGUCGUCUCGUCAAAGAGAUCCCAGCUUGGAUUCGGAUUCUGACUGGUCGGAUGGGCCUAUUCCGCGGCCAAAGCCGUCCCCUUCAAUCCUGCUCAAGAAAAGGCCGCUCUCAACCCGUACGCAACGAGAUCCCGAUAGCUCCUCAACGGACACCGAUAACCAUGAACCUGUGCCUCAUUCUCAUCCAAGAAAGAGGAUCGUCAAGCGGUCUCCAAUCCACUCGACGAACGAGCCGAGAAUCCCUGAAGGGUUCAAGCGUUACCAGGUCUCUGAUUCAGAUGAAGAUACGGACGAUCUAUUGAAGCGUGCCACUGAGGUGCAGGACCAGCUACGAAAACUCCUUUCUUACCGCACUAAACAGCUGCGAGUGUGUCUCGAGGCGGAGAUGUCCUCGUCUACCGACGCCGACCACGACGUCAUUGGACGCCGUACUCUUCCACUGCAAGAAGAGCCUGUGGCUGAAGACCAAGUAGAUGUUGAGGGCGUACUUGACGAAGGAUCAAGCGAUUCGGAAGAGGACAAAGAGUUGACACCGCCUCCUUCGGACCCGAAGGAAAAGGCUAGAAAGCAUGCGGCAAAUGUAGCCUGGGAAAUGGCAAACUCAGAGGCCAUUUUUGUUGACGCGCUCAAACUUAUAGUAGAGGACUUUAAAGGAGCUAUUGAUAAUGCACGUGAAGAGCGCGGCGAUAUCUUGGUUCCAAAUGAGGUACUCGAUCCAAUCCUGCUUUAUCUACCCGAACUAUUAACGUUCUCUUCAGAUCUCCUAGAUAAGCUCGACGCGCGGGUCAAACGCUACAAUAUCGAUCAUGUAAUCGCUGAUGUGUUUGUCAAAAUCGGACAAUUUCUAAAGCUUUACUCACAUUAUAUCAAAGACUAUCAGACCAGAUGCAACUAUCUAGAGGAUGCGCGAAAGCGCUAUCCGGAAUUCAAUCAAGUUAUGCAACAAUUCGAGGCGAGUCCUCGAUGUCAAAAGUUGACCGUCGUACAGCAUAUGCUGAAACCGGUACAACGAAUACCGCAGUAUCGUCUGCUUCUCAGAGACUAUCUUCGAAAUCUUGACGAAGAGCAUCCUGACAGGGCCAACACGGAGACCGCUCUCCAGAUCGUCAGCCAAGUGGCAGACCAUGCAAACGAAGCUAUUAAACAGGGGGAUAAACAUGCGGAAAUGGUUCGUCUGCAAAACAGUCUCAUUACGCCGCGUUUUAACGUAUUUACUCCUGGUCGAAUGCUCAUCAAACAAGGGAUAUUAGAGAAGCAUAAUCGGAAAACGUCGCAGCAAAAACAAGUCGUUUUGUUCACAGACUGCCUCGUAUACAUGACGCAGGUGCAGUCCACCCUAAAUACAUUCAGACUCAAUCGGGAAUUGCCGCUGGCAGGUCUGACUGUUAAGCGUGACGAAGCAUUUCCAAAAGAAUUUCAGGUUCUUUCAGCUUCUAAAUCGUUCAUUCUCAUCGCACAGACUUCGGAGGAGCGCGAAGAAUGGAUCGAAGCGAUACAGGCCGCCGUAAACGACUACAAACGAAAACGGCUUACAUUAGUCACACCACAUGAACAUAAUAAUCAGGCCAUUUUGGAAGGAGAAUCGAUAGUGCAGCAGGCCCCCGUUUGGACACCCGACUGUCGUGUCACAAUGUGCCAGAACUGUCAGGCGGGUUUUACGACUUUCCGUCGAAGGCAUCACUGUCGAGCAUGUGGACGUGUUGUCUGCGGUUCGUGCUCAAAACGCGAGGCCUGGCUAAAUUUCAACGGAGGAAGCUUUGAGCGCGUCUGCGAUAGCUGUGUCAUCAAGUUUCCGCGCGAACGACUAAAAUCGUCGGCAGGCUUGCCUGAGGUCACCCCUGAUACACCGACGCCAGAUCCGUCGAAGUGUAACAACAUAAUUUUUUUCUCAAGGUGUCUAACGUUUCUGUGGCCGCCAGCUGUCCAGACCUGUCGUUUUGGUGCGAAUAAUCGCAGCGGAGUUCCUGUCAUUGUGGUUACGCCCCCAGCCAAACACGAAUGUUAUGAGAUAUGUGGCGCCAACGACGAUGGGUGCACGAUGAGUGGAUAUCUGAAAUUGUUUAGAAAAGGGGGUUGGAAACGAUACUGGUACGUACUGAAGAAGCGGGUAUUGUUCGUCUACAAGGCGAGCGCGGACGUCGCGCCGAUCAAUCGGCUGCCUGUGCUCGGAUACGAGGUCGUCGACGCCGACGACGCCAAAAAGGCCGAUCAACAAGAUUUAUGUUUCAAGCUGCGUCACCAGGGCCUCGAGGACGUCGUGUUGUGCGCGGAAGAUCCUGAAACGGCCGCGAAGUGGAAGCAGCGUAUUCGGGAUGCGACGCAGCUCGAACCCACGUCGCCUCAUGAGCCUUCCGCGUCUUAGUCCGGAACGCCUCUCAACGACGAACCAUCGCACAAAGCAAUUGGUGACAUUAUAGAGUAAACCCUUAUGCAGCUGAUUUUGGCCAAAAACAGUUGUUGUUACUAUUGUUGUGUACAUAAGAAAAAAAAAGCUUUUAGAGUCUACACCCUCUCUAAAACGGCUUUUCUUAAACAGCCCGAGCUUAUAUGUAUGAAAAUACGUAUACUUUGCGAUUAUUAUGGCCAUUACGCACUCUUACAUACAUACAUACAUGCCAGCUAAUGUAUUGGAAUUGUCUGUCGUUUUUUUCAGUGUCUUACGUGCCGAAAACUAGGGAGAGACAUUAGCAUAAUUUAUUAGCUUAUAUUUAAGCUCGGUUAUGUGUUAGCUGCUUUUUGGCCGAAGUAGAGCCUUCAGAAGUUAUUGACAGUGUAAAGGAAACAAACUCGAGAAACGGAUCAACAUUUACUUGAGUGAUAGUAGAAUAACAAUAACAGUACUAAUUAAUAAACAGUAGCACAAAUGGCUUGGUUUUAUACAAUCCACAUUGAACGUCCACAGACAGACUAUACACCUUUACAGACACGUUCAGUUGAACGUGAUACGAGAUUCAACGCAAUAACGGGGUUGUUAGGCGUCUUUAAUUCGUAUAGCUGAUUGGACAGCCAGUGCAUGAAUGUACAGCGUUUGCAAGCGAGCGCCGUAGUAAAGUCAUAGUAAAAUAAUUUGUGCACCUAUGAAAAUGCACUAGACAGAUAUGAGCUAUACAUAUCAAAAGAUAAGUAGUCGUACAGUCAGCUUACACCGAGAGAAAUAGCAAGGCCAGUAAUGUACCGAGGAGCUUGAAGGGGUUUAUUUACUUUCUACACGUUGCUCCUACUUUUAAUCAACCAGAGAUCAGCGAAUACCUGCAAAUAAUGCAUAAAAUUCGCGACGUUAGUGAGAAAGUGCAAUGAAUAUACAUGUUACGUACCGCAAUUAUUUCUCUCUACCCUGUUGUUUCCACAGGUUUCGAUAAAAAUACAGCAUAUUUGCGUGCAGCAUACAAACAGACAUGUGCUUUAAACACUACGAGUGAUUAGAUGCUAGAGAGAUAAAAAUGGCAGCGGAAUGUAUGUUAGUUGUACGACUCCUGGGUAGAGCUCGAAAAUAGGGUCUCUAGCCAAAUCGCCUCACCUAAAUACGGUGAAGUGUUAAACGAAUUAUCUGUUGUUCAUAUAAAUUAUAUAUAAGAUAAACAUCAUUAUAUUUAUUAUGAUUAUGAUUUUUCUUGUUACUAUGAAGUAAAAACACUAAAAGAAGAGCGAAAAUCAUAUUUAUUGCUCGAGAAGUCUGA
Molecule: messenger RNA, 10589 nt
Organism: Varroa destructor (honeybee mite)
Lineage: Eukaryota; Metazoa; Arthropoda; Arachnida; Mesostigmata; Varroidae
Cellular component (GO): cytoplasm
Molecular function (GO): metal ion binding; guanyl-nucleotide exchange factor activity
Source: RefSeq, a predicted model, not a curated record